Messenger RNA from Labrus bergylta (ballan wrasse), 2132 nucleotides. Its product is annotated as medium-chain acyl-CoA ligase ACSF2, mitochondrial. Lineage: Eukaryota; Metazoa; Chordata; Actinopteri; Labriformes; Labridae. Gene Ontology annotation, molecular function: medium-chain fatty acid-CoA ligase activity. The record is from RefSeq and is a predicted model, not a curated record. Gene Ontology annotation, biological process: fatty acid metabolic process.
AACUGAAGUGAAGGCAUGUGUAGGCAGGCGGGACCAAGAGCCACUUUCAACCAGUCAGAAAAAUACACACCAAUCUCUGUAUUUCUGGAACAGACUGACUCUGUAAGACUUGAGGAAAAUGACAGCCUUGAAAUCUUCCUCACUGCUAAGGUCCUGCGCUCUCAGCCUCGGAUCUGUCGAUGCAUUUAAACAAAGCAAGACUUUGAAACUAUGGAGCUCAAGUUUACUCCGCUGGUGCAGGUCUCUCCAUGUGGACAGUCCUCCUCACAUACCCUCUAUGACCACCAGCUAUGUCCAUGGUACCUCCUCUGCCUCACUACUCUCCCUAACUGUAAGCCAGGGUCUGGAUUGGGCGGUCCAACGCUGGCCCGAUCGUGAAGCUGUGGUCUUCCUGCAGGAUGGCAUACGGAAAACCUUUUAUCAGUUUCAGCAAGAUGUAGACACGAUGGCUGCAGGUCUGCUUGCUCUGGGCAUGACGAAAGGUGACCGACUGGGAAUUUGGGGACCCAACUCAUAUGAGUGGAUUGUGUUCCAGUUUGCUACAGCGAAAGCUGGAAUUAUACUGGUUUCCCUGAAUCCAGCCUAUCAGGUGAAGGAAGUGGAGUUCACACUAAAGAAGGUCCAGUGUAAAGCUGUGGUCUGCCCUUCUCACUUUAAAACACAAAACUUCUGUGAGAUGCUGAGGGAGCUCUGCCCCGAAAUCGACAAUAUGCCAGCAAGCAUGAUCAAAAGCUCCAGGGUUCCAGACUUGCGUAUGGUGAUUGUGACAGACAGCAGACAGCCAGGGAUGCUCCACGUAGAGGACGUCAUGCAAGCGGGGGAAAGUCGGCACCACAGCGAGCUUAUGGAUCUGCAGAGCAAGCUGUCCUUCGAUGACCCCAUCAACAUUCAGUUCACAUCGGGGACUACUGGCAGUCCAAAAGGAGCAGCUCUUUCCCACCACAAUAUUGUCAACAAUGCCUACUUUAUCGGCCUCAGAGUGGGUUAUGGAUGGAGACCUCAGGUACGAGUAUGUGUGCCUGUACCCAUGUACCAUUGCUUCGGCUCUGUGUUGGGAGGGAUGUGUAUGGCGGUGCAUGGUGUCACUCUGGUCUUUCCUUCAGCUGGGUACAACAGUCAAGCCAACCUGGCUGCCAUACAGAGCGAAAAGUGCAAUUUCGUCUAUGGUACUCCUACAAUGUUCACUGACAUGCUGAGCCAACAAGUUAUACAUAAGUAUGAUAUGUCGUCAGUUGAAGCUGGAAUUAUGGCAGGUUCUCCAUGCCCUUCUGAGGUUGUGAGAAAACUGAGAGCAGACAUGAACAUGAAAGAGAUAACGAUAGGAUAUGGAACCACUGAGAAUAGCCCGAUUACAUUUCUGGGAUUCCCACAUGACAAUGACGAGCUGAAGACAGAUACUGUUGGAUGCAUAAUGAGCCACACAGAGGCUAAAGUGGUGGACCCAAAUACCGGGGAAAUAGUCCCUGUGGGGGCCUCAGGAGAGCUGCUGGUCAGAGGCAGCUGUGUGAUGUUGGGAUACUGGGAUGAGCCCCAGAAAACCAGUGACGCCAUCUGCCAAGCUCGCUGGUACAGGACUGGUGACACAGCCAGUCUGAACAGUCUUGGGUACUGCCGCAUCGAAGGCCGUAUGAAGGAUCUGAUCAUCCGAGGAGGGGAGAACAUCUACCCAGCUGAAAUAGAACAAUUUCUUUUCACUCAUCCAAAAGUAAUGGAGGUGCAGGUGGUUGGAGUGAAAGACGAAAGGCUAGGCGAGCAGGUGUGUGCCUGCAUCAGACUGAAGGAGGGCCAUACUUCCACUGCAGAGGAGAUAAGAGCAUUCUGCAAAGGCCAAAUCGCUCACUUCAAGAUCCCACACUACGUUUUCUUUGUGGACAGCUACCCUCUGACAGCCUCUGGAAAGAUCAAGAAGAAUGUAUUGAAGGAGAAAAUGGAGAAGAAACUAGGCCUUUAAUUUGGUUGAACGUGGUGGACUUGCAGAGCUGUAAUGUAAACCCAUACAGACUGAAUACUUUCCUUUAGACCAUGAAAUGAAAUAUUUAAAAAACUGUUGGACUGUCAUGUUUGUAACUUACAUUCUGACCUUAUAACUUUGAAUCUUUUAAUGUUUAUAUUAAAGCAGAUUUUACAUCAUG